AUGUCUGACUUUGUAGGGAGUGCUGGUGAUGUUCUGGAGGAUGAUCCCGUCGGGAGGCUGAAGGUGUACGUCUACGAGCUGCCCACCAAGUACAACAAGAAGAUGGUGGCCAAGGACUCCAGGUGCCUCAGCCACAUGUUUGCCGCCGAGAUAUUCAUGCACCGGUUCCUGCUGUCGAGCGCGAUCCGGACGAUGAACCCGGAGGAGGCCGACUGGUUCUACACCCCGGUGUACACGACCUGUGACCUUACUCCAUGGGGUCAUCCGUUGCCCUUCAAAUCCCCGCGGAUCAUGAGGAGUGCGGUUCAGUUCAUCUCCUCGCACUGGCCCUAUUGGAACCGGACGGCCGGUGCUGAUCAUUUCUUCGUCGUGCCACAUGACUUUGGGGCAUGCUUCCAUUAUCAGGAAGAGAAGGCGAUCGAAAGGGGGAUCCUUCCAUUGCUUCGCCGCGCUACACUUGUCCAGACAUUUGGGCAGAAGGAUCAUGUCUGCCUAAAGGAGGGCUCAAUCAACAUCCCACCAUAUGCUCCUCCCCAGAAAAUGAAAACUCACCUUGUACCCCCAGAGACCCCGCGCUCCAUCUUUGUCUAUUUCCGUGGUUUGUUCUACGAUACGGCAAAUGAUCCCGAGGGUGGUUACUAUGCAAGAGGCGCCCGUGCGUCGGUGUGGGAGAACUUCAAGAACAACCCUCUGUUCGACAUCUCGACGGACCACCCACCCACCUACUAUGAGGACAUGCAGCGUGCCAUCUUCUGCCUGUGCCCGCUGGGCUGGGCCCCGUGGAGCCCCCGUCUCGUUGAGGCCGUGGUGUUCGGGUGCAUCCCGGUGAUCAUCGCGGACGACAUUGUCCUGCCCUUCGCGGACGCCAUCCCGUGGGACGAGAUCGGCGUGUUCGUGGCGGAGGACGAUGUCCCCAAGCUUGACACCAUCCUGACCUCCAUCCCGAUGGAGGUGAUCCUACGGAAGCAGAGGCUGCUGGCGAACCCGUCGAUGAAGCAGGCCAUGCUUUUCCCGCAGCCGGCCCAGCCCGGGGACGCCUUCCACCAGAUCCUGAACGGCCUGGCGCGGAAGCUCCCGCACAGCAAGAGCGUGUACCUGACCCCGGGGCAGAAGGCGCUGAACUGGACCCAGGGCCCCAAGGGCGACCUGAAGCCAUGGUAG
Triticum turgidum subsp. durum (durum wheat) is the source of this 1161-nucleotide messenger RNA. The record is from the annotation of a GenBank genome assembly. Lineage: Eukaryota; Viridiplantae; Streptophyta; Magnoliopsida; Poales; Poaceae.